CCCAGUUUGUAAGAUCGAGGUUCCUGAGCGUUUAACAGUCAGUUAUGAUGCUCUGAAGUCCAGGGGUUUGGACAGGAGAUGUGUUUGUGUUCCCACUCGUCAAGCCACUGAUGAGGAAAUCCUACUAGUUCACAGGUCACCAGAAGAAGGAAGAUUUCUUAAAACAAAUCGUCACUGGAUGUGAUUACAUUUACAUGCCAGCCUGAGACAUGUGAUACAUGUGAUUCGGGGACAUGUGGGCUUGAGACAUGCAGUCCUGGGACAUGUGAUUCUGGGACAUGUGGGCAUGAGACAUGUGAUUCAGGGACAUGCGAUGUGAGCCCGGGACAUGCCGUGUGAGCCCGGGACAUGCCAUGCGAGCCCGGGACAUGCCAUGCGAGCCCGGGACAUGCCAUGCGAGCCCGGGACAUGCCAUGCGAGCCGGGACAUGCCAUGCGAGCUCGGGACAUGCAAGCCCGGGACAUGCGGUCCAGUUUCAGCUUCUUUUCAUAAAGAAUAUCUUGAAGCUGUGAAACAAACCCCUCACAUGAGCUUGGAGGAUCUUCUCACCUUCACUCAGCAGUUUGGUGAUGUUUAUUUUCAUCCCAAUAUCUACCACUGUGCUACGCUGGCGGUUGGUGCUGCACUGCAGCUGGUGGAUAACAUUAUGGCAGGGAAAGUGAGGAACGGGAUGGCUCUUGUAAGGCCCCCUGGUCAUCACAGCCAGCGGAGUGAAGCUAAUGGUUUCUGUGUGUUCAAUAACGUGGCCAUAGCUGCCCUCUAUGCCAAGAAACACUACAACCUCAACAGGGUGUUGAUUGUGGAUUGGGAUGUUCACCAUGGACAGGGAGUGCAGUACUGCUUUGAAGAGGAUUCCAGCGUACUGUAUUUCUCAUGGCAUCGCUAUGAGCACCAGCGUUUCUGGCCAAACCUUGCUGAUUCUGAAUAUGACCGUGUGGGAAAGGGCAAAGGAUCUGGCUUUAACAUUAACCUGCCCUGGAAUAAGGUGGGAAUGACCAAUAGUGACUACCUCGCAGCUUUUUUCCAUGUUCUCCUGCCCAUCGCAUAUGAGUUUGAUCCUGAGCUGGUGUUUGUCUGUGCAGGGUUUGAUUCUGCCAUCGGAGAUCCAGAGGGUCACAUGUGCGCUUCUCCAGAGAUUUUUGGCCAUCUUACUCACCUGUUGAUGUCUCUGGCUGAAGGCAGGUUGUGUGUUGUCUUGGAGGGAGGAUAUAACUUGACGUCUCUCGCUCAGUCAGUUUGCCAAACCGUACAAACUUUGCUUGGAGAUCCCACACCAGCGCUGAAUGAUGUUGGUCCGCCGUGUCUCAGUGCUCUGGAGUCUAUUCAUAACGUCCGAGCUGCUCACCAGGGGUACUGGGGCUAUCUCAAACACAUUGUGUCCUCCGUGUCAGAGCCGAGCACCAAGCGCUGCAGAGUGGAGGAGAAAGAGAACGAGCAGAAAGAGGAGACAGUCGAGCAUCUCGUCUGGGCUGAACCCGCACCUAGAGAUGCUCCUCCUGUGCACACGGCUGCACUGAUCUCUAAAGGCUUGGAGGACUCGCUCCCAGAGGCUUGUCACCUCCUGGGUCAAAUAUCACCAAAGUAUACAGAGGAUGCCGAGAAAAUCAGGAAGAAACAUUUUCAGGACUUGACUGAUGAGACAUCCUUACAGUGUAUACAGGAUGUUGUCUCACUUUUGGAGAAAAUCAAGAACAAAGAGGUGUGGAAUGGCUUGAUCACGGUGCCUGAUGUGUUUCUAUCUCUGAAAUGUGCUGUGGAACAUGCCAAAAACUCACUGGCUGAGCGGAUUCUGGUGCUGUUUGUGGGGGAUGGUGACGUUCCAGUCGACACAACAGAUGGAACAGUGCUUUUAGUACAGAUCUGCAGAAAAGAGCCUGAAGGAGUGAAGUCGCUCUAUCAUGUGCCUGUGUGCCUCAACAAGGAUGUGUUCUCCAGUGCGAGUGUCAUGGCCGCAGUGUUGGGUCUGCUUCUGCCCCUAGCGUAUGAGUUUAAUCCAGGCCUGGUGCUGCAGGUGGUGGCAGGGGGCAGUGGAGGGUUGGAGGUGUGUGUGUGGGCACAGCUCACCAGCCUGCUGCGGGGAGUAGCACAGGGAAAAACUCUCGCACUGCUCAAGGGCUGUGACAGAGACAUGGUGAGGGCUACAGGAGCCUCUCUGUCUGGGGCUUCUGCUCCAUCGCUCAGGUCUCUGGAUCCUCCACUGCCUGAGGAUGUGGAGGUUAUAGAGGCACAAAGGCAGAGACUACAGCAGCGGUGGGGUCUACUGGUGAACACUGAAACUUGUACUGCAGACAAGGAAAGGGUGAUUUGUAAAGUGUAUAAUUCUGUAUGGGCUCAGUUUCAGGAAGUGGGACAGAGAGUCAGGACAGAUGAAAACUUCUACUGCUGCUGUUUGUGACCUUUUCCUGUAUCAUUUCUAUAAGUAAACAAUAGAAGUUACUUCUUUAA
Tachysurus fulvidraco (yellow catfish) is the source of this 2445-nucleotide messenger RNA. It is a transcript of the gene hdac10, whose product is annotated as histone deacetylase 10. The record is from RefSeq and is a predicted model, not a curated record. Lineage: Eukaryota; Metazoa; Chordata; Actinopteri; Siluriformes; Bagridae. Bases 329 to 2395 code for a protein of 688 amino acids. Gene Ontology annotation, biological process: chromatin organization. Gene Ontology annotation, cellular component: histone deacetylase complex. The transcript is spliced from 21 exons. Gene Ontology annotation, molecular function: histone deacetylase activity.